AUGGCCUUGAGAGCCGAACUGUUAAAGUCCAUCUGGCACGCAUUCACCGCCUUGGAUGUAGACAAGAGCGGCAAGGUGUCCAAGUCACAACUUAAGGUGCUGUCCUAUAACCUGUGCACGUUGAUGAAGAUCCCGCACGACCCUGUAGCUCUGGAGGAACACUUCAAGGAUGACGACGAAGGCCCAGUGUCCAACCAGGGGUACAUGCCUUACCUCAACACCUUCAUUCUGGACAAGGUGAAGGAGGAGUUUGACCGCCAGGACUUUGACAGGAUGUGCUGGACGCUGUGCGCCCGAAAGAACUUGGACCGCAGCAACCUGCUGAUAUCUGACGACGAUGCCUUCAAGAUCUGGUGCCUCUUCAACUUCCUGUGUGAGGACCGCUACCCAUUGUCUAUCGUCAGCGAGGAGAUGGAGUACUUCCUGCGUAAGCUGACCGACUCCAUGGGCAGCUGGGUGGAGGAGCGCUUCGAGGACUACAAGCUGGAGCUGCAGACCCAGGGGAGCCUGAGCGCCUGGGAGCUCAUCACCUUGGUGGCCUCGGGCCACUUCAGCAAGGGCAUGGACCGCCAGACGCUGUCCAUGGGAAUCAACGAGGUGUACCAUGAGCUCAUCCUGGACGUCCUCAAACAGGGCUACAUCAUGAAGAAGGGCCACAAGAGGAAGAACUGGACAGAGCGCUGGUUCGUCCUGAAGCCCACCUCAAUCUCCUACUACAUGGGGGAGGACAUGGCCGAGAAGAAGGGAGACAUCCAGCUGGACGGGAACUGCUGUGUGGAGCCAUUACCGGACAAGGAGGGGAAGAAGUGUCUGCUGUUCAUCAAGUGUGCGGGGAAGAGCUAUGAGAUCAGCGCGUCAGACAAGAAGAGGAAGCAGGAGUGGAUUCAGGCCAUCCAGACGUGUGUGAGUCUGCUGCGUCUGGGCCUGCCCGCCCCGCACCGCGAGGCCCGUCUGAGGCGCAGGGAGCAGCGGGGCCGGCUGCAGGCAGAGCAGGAGGACCUGGAGGCCCGCAUGAAGGAGCUGACGGCUGCCAAUGACACCAAACAGCAGGAGCUGGAGGCCAUGAGGAAGGCCCUGGAGGAGGCGGCGGCCAGAGCGGCGGAGGAGGAGCGGCGGCGGCUGCAGACCCAGACAGAGCUCCAAGACCGCUACCGGACCGACCUGGAGAGAGAGAAGACGGUGCGGCAGCAGAUGGAGGAGCAGGUGGCCCUGAAGUCCAGCGAGCUGGAGCAGUACCUGCAGCGGGUGCGGGAGCUGGAGGACAUGUACCACCGGCUGGAGGACGCGCUGGAGGAGGAGAGGGCGGCACGCCAGGACGAGGAGACGGUGCGCCGGCUGCAGGCGCGAUUACUGGAGGAGGAGUCGACAAAGAGGGAGGAGCUGGAGAAGAUCCACCUGCGGCAGCAGAGGGCAAUCUCGGAGACGGAGGCGGAGAAAAAGGAGCUGGAGAAGGAGAGGAGGGCCAAGGAUAGCGCCCUGCAGGACGCCAUGCAGCAGCUGGAACACCUGGAGAGCGAGAGGCAGGGGGCGCUGGAGCAGUAUCAGGCGGUGACGAAGAAGCUAGAGGACGCCGCCAACAACACGAGGACCUGGAAGCACAAGGUGGCAGAACACGAGGGCCUCGUACGCCUCAUCCAGCCAGGCAACAAGGGGCCCCAGAGGAUCACCAACUGGGGCCCGGCGGCCUUCUCCGAGGUGGAGCUGAGCGUGCGGGAGAAGGAGUGGCAGGACAGGAAGAGGCCGGCCCAGUAGAGGCAGGAGGCCUCGGCCCUCCACUGGGGGCCUCAGGGGGACCAGGACCAGCCACCGGGCCCCCCGCUCUGCACCCCGUCGGAGUCUCUGGUCCACAGCAGUACUUGAAGAACGGUUAGCGUAGAGAGAUACAAGGGCUCAGUAUUUAAUAACUAACAAAAACAUUUCCAUGUUUAAUAUCAUUAAUAGAUAAAUUUUUUAUGCUAUAUCAGUCAUAUUGUUGGGUAAUCAAAAGACAAAGUAAAAAAUGACAAAAGCUAAAUCUUUCAUGGAAAACCUUUUGGCUUUGAUCAGUUUUGGUAUUCAAGUUCAAGUAUUCAAGUUUGGUUGAUUCAGCAUUGGCCCAAAGAAUUCACGGUAUUUGUUGAGCAAUCCCCGACCUGGAACUCAUUUGUGUGCGUGAUUUGGUCGCACGAUCGUCACGGCUUUCAUUGCACCGAGCUGUCUGAGUUCUGCUGGUGACAUUGUUAUCAUCUCUCAGAGAGAAUAGAGUACCCCUACAGUCACGUUUGGUAGGAGCAGCUGAUAAGUGACUCAAUAGAACAUGUUCAUUCAGUCUGUCCAUUUGUCUGUGAAGUGCAGUCCUUUAUGACUAAUCUAAAACAUGGACACGAAUAAAACCUUAGAUAUCAUGAUGAGAGCGCAAAAUGCAGGUUAUUAAUACAUGUUUCUGAUUGGUUUCAACUGCCCUGCCCUGAGUGGAAUCAGCGGGCCCAGUGAGAGUCCCACUAGACACCAGCGUUCUGCCCUGGGUCAUCUGGGAAGGCAGGGGUUCUGAUUACGGCUGUCUUGGCGGAGCGCUGAAGAGACACGAGUACUCACGCACUACAUACUCUUCGUUGUUGUUUAAAACCAACAUUACUUUACUUGUAGCUUAGUUGGGAGAGAGAUGGUCUCUCUGAAUGUUUGGUCUCUCUAAUUAAGAGAUGUUCUCUAUGAUGGGUUGGUCUCUCUGACUGAGAGAUUAUCUCUCUGGUGGUUUGGUCUCUCUGAUUAAGAGAUGGUCUCUGAUGGGUUGGUCUCUGACUGAGAGAUGAUCUCUCUUAUGGUUGGUCUCUGACUGAGAGAUUGUCUCUCUGGUGGUUUGGUCUCUGACUGAGAGAUUGUCUCUCUGGUGGUUUUGUCUCUCUGAUUAAGAGAUGGUCUCUCUGGUGGUUUGGUCUCUGACUGAGAGAUGGUCUCUCUGAUGGGUUGGUCUCUGACUGAGAGAUGGUCUCUCUGAUUGGUUGAGUUACAGUAUCAGUAACAUAAAAAAAAAGUGAUUAGAUUAGAUCAACUUUAAUGUCUGUUUACGCAGAAAUUUGUCUUGCAUUACACAUCUCUUCAAUCCUCAAUAUGUAGGAUUGUCGGGUCGCCAGCAGAGCAGCGUCAUUCCGUCAGCUGAAGUUUAGUGGAGAGUAUGAUGAGAGAGGUGUGAGGACCUGAUCAGUCGGGAACAAUUCUUGUUUAUGUUUUAGCUUACUUUACUUUAACAGCUUUAAGAAGAUGGAGGGGACUUGUGUUCAUAGAUUAAAAGAGAGUCAUUGUAACCUCAGGUGUCGUUAUAAACCUUCUCCCAGCACGCACCCAGACCCUUCUCCCAGGGGGGGACCCUCUGACGUUUUGAUGUCACAAAGGGAGGCUUUUGAAAUGGACACCUGUUACAGUUUAUGUGUGUGUGUGCGUGCGUGUGUGUUUGUGUGUGUUGAGUGGAAGCAGACAUAAUUAAAAAAUAUGGUUGAAAAACGAAUAUUUGACAUAUUAACGCACCUGUAAUUCAAAACACACUUCCCUGAGGAUGAAACAUGUGUUUGAAACCCAUCAACAAUUGAUCUUUCUUCUCCCUGGACGAUUUUUCUUUAAUCCAGGGCUUGUAAUGUUUUCCUUUAUUUAAACAGUUAACAGACGGCUCACACAAUGUAGUCUUUCUUGCUAACUGCUGAUUAUUUUUAAUGUUAUGUUUUCACAUUUUUGAUACUGUUAUCAUGUGUAGUUACGUUGAAUGUUGCAUUGCUAAUUUGGAUUGUAUGUAGGGCCAAUAUAAGUAAACACUGAAGUCGGCAAUAAAUACAAUUAUUCUGGAUUUCUUUUCCAUCGCAGAUGACCUUUGUUUUGGCGCCAGGUGGCGCUGUUUCCCACUAUGUCACAUCUCUACUAGUCGGGGUCUUCAUGACAUCGUGUCUCGAGUAGACCCUCUCGUUUUCCUAAAUAAGAUUUUUUUUACAUUAUGGGAUAGGUGACAUUUCCGUCCUUGUUGAGUCUAUACAAUCCAUUUGAAAACCUUAACUUAUUUAAGGCCUACGUCAUAAGAAAAUACAUGCCUAGCGCCCACGUUGAUCUGUAAGACUAGCAUCUAAAUAUUUUUAUAUGUGUGUGUAUAUAUAUAUAUAUAGGCUACUUCAUUAAAUUCAAAGCCUGCUGGGGCAGCCAGAUGACGUCAACGAUUAUUGAUUGAUUGAUUCAUUGAUUAUUCCCUGAAUGUUCUCCGACUGCUGAGAAGGGUUAGUCCGAACAGGUUGGCGGAAGACCUUUCUCAUAAAGUGAUAUAUUUCGUUUCUGAGAUAAUGUACUUUUUUUUCAGAUUGUUUGCUUUGUCUGUAUUUUGGGGUAUCUUCAAACUGAUCAGACUGUUCUGUAAAUCCUGCUUUUAAAAGUGACUUUUUGUGGCGUUCUUCAAACCUCGACCACUCCAGAUGCCUCCUUGGAUGGAGAAGGUCCUCCUUGUAGAUCCAUGGUUAUCCACCCUCUCCGAUCUUCUCACUUUCCUCAAGGUCUCCUCCACCUAAUCUCGUGCGCUGCUCUUUCAGGUUGAAGAGACAAGAGAGAACAACGGGAAAGACCAAACAAACCCCCACUGAUCGCGUCCCACUCAAUCUGUUGUCCAGAUGCGUGCGCCGUACCUCCGCGCCUCUGCGGUAACUCCGCUUUACGCAACGCUAUGCCCUGUCGUAAAAGGCGAGCCUCUACUCCCCGCCCUCCGUUUUUUCCCCUCUCCCUCCCGUUCUCCGCCGGGACCCCCAGCAGCGUCUGCAUCCCAUCAUCUCGCUCGUCUCGUUUAAACCUCCUCGCACUCAUCAGCCCCGGGUUGCGAGGCUUGUGGCACGCGUGGCGCAUUCCAUCGUGGUGAUGCGAAGCAGAAAUGAAUUAAAAUCUCGAUCUGGUAUCCAUCGCAGGGGGCCAGCGAGCCGAGGAGCGGUUGGGAA
Messenger RNA from Gadus chalcogrammus (walleye pollock), 4934 nucleotides. It is a transcript of the gene swap70b, whose product is annotated as switching B cell complex subunit SWAP70b. Lineage: Eukaryota; Metazoa; Chordata; Actinopteri; Gadiformes; Gadidae. Gene Ontology annotation, cellular component: cytoplasm; nucleus. Gene Ontology annotation, molecular function: calcium ion binding. The record is from RefSeq and is a predicted model, not a curated record.